This is a messenger RNA of Cyprinodon tularosa, 4280 nucleotides long. RefSeq names its product ring finger protein 157 (gene rnf157). Gene Ontology annotation, cellular component: cytoplasm. Gene Ontology annotation, biological process: protein ubiquitination. NCBI's taxonomy places the organism in Eukaryota, Metazoa, Chordata, Actinopteri, Cyprinodontiformes, Cyprinodontidae. The coding region runs from base 455 to 2548 and encodes 697 amino acids. Gene Ontology annotation, molecular function: ubiquitin protein ligase activity. The record is from RefSeq and is a predicted model, not a curated record. The transcript has 19 exons.
UGCGCAAAAAAAAAAAAAAAAAAAAAAAGUCGGUCGGGAUUUGCGCCGGUGUGACGUCAUGGGGAUCCACGGAGCUCUCUGACAGAAUCAGGAGUGGAAGUGGGGAGGAGGAUGUAUGAUCAGCCUCGUCGGAGGUGUCGAAAAGCGUCUCUUUGCCAGGAGAUGUAGGAGAGGAUGCAUGCUCGGGGAUUUUUUGCUUCCUAGCAGUUAAAGCGACUGCUGCCUCUAUUUUCUACCCGAAAAAACACAGACACACAGCAACAGACAGAGGGGGGAUAAGCGGCUACUAUAUAAUCCCUGGAACGGUCACAUUCACGGCAGAGGCUUGGAUCGGACAGAAAUGAACAGAGGCAGCACCAUCUGGAUUAAAUGAGAGCGAAAGAAGAGUCUGGGCGCACAAAGCGAGCCUGAAGUGUUAUGCCCGUUCGGCUGUACGGCGGUGAUUGGACUGGAAAUGGGAGCUUUAACCAGCAGGCAGAACAUCGGCGUGGAAGAAGUGGACAUUCCGUCCAAUUCGGUGUAUCGUUACCCUCCGAAAUCUGGGAGUUACUUUGCAAACCAUUUCAUCAUGGGAGGGGAGAAGUUUGACUCCACCCAUCCGGAGGGCUACCUGUUCGGGGAAAAUACGGAUCUCAACUUCCUGGGAAGCAGACCAGUAGCAUUCCCAUAUGCAGCUCCGCCACCUCAGGAACCAGUAAAGACGCUACGAAGCCUUAUAAACAUUCGAAAGGACACGCUGCGGCUCGUGAGAUGUAGCGAGGACCUGAAGUUGCCGGGUGACGAGGUGGCGGGGAAGAACAGGGCGUGCUACAAUGUAGAGUUCACGUUUGACGCGGACACGCAGGUCGCCAUCACCAUUUACUACCAGGCCAUAGAGGAGUUUCACAAUGGAGUGCCAGUCUACCUGCCACAGGACAGCUCGCUGCAAUCAGAAACGGUUCACUUUAAGAGAGGAGUGUGCCAGCAGUUCUGCCUGCCCUCGCAUACCGUCAACCUCAGCGAAUGGGCGGACGACGAGCUGCUGUUUGAUGUAGACAAGGAGAUCUUCCCGAUGGUUGUGCAGGCUGUGGUAGACGAGGGAGAAGAACAUUUGGGCCAUUCUCACAUCCUAUUGGCUACGUUUGAAAAGCACAUGGAUGGAAGUUUCUGUGUAAAACCUCUGAAGCAGAAGCAAGUGGUGGAUGGAGUUAGCUACCUGUUGCAGGAGAUCUAUGGGAUCGAGAACAAAUACAACAGUCAGGAAUCAAAGGUGGCCGAUGACGAGAUCAGCGACAACAGCGCAGAAUGCGUGGUGUGCUUGUCUGAUGUGCGAGACACCCUCAUCCUCCCGUGCAGACAUCUAUGUUUGUGUAACGCCUGCGCAGACACUUUGCGCUACCAGGCCAACUGCUGUCCCAUCUGCAGGCUGCCCUUUAGAGCUCUGCUGCAAAUUCGAGCAAUGAGGAAGAAGCUCAGUCCUCUGUCGCCCACCAGCUUUAACCCCGUCAUCACCUCCCAGACAUCGGACUCGGAAGAACACUCAGCAUCGGAACACAUCCCUCCCGGUUAUGAGGCUGUUUCUCUGCUUGAGGCCCUGAAUGGGCCCUUGAACACCUCCUCUGUGGAUCCUCCUCCUCUCCACUCCGGUCCCAGCCACGUCGCUGGUGUGUUGCCACCAUAUAGCAGUGAGCCCCACCCGGCCAGAUCCCUCUCCCCUCUUGACCAGUCCAACUCCAGUCAGGGAAUAAAACUGAAAAAGAGUGGUUCAAAAUCACUUUCCCAGAACUCCUCCGUGCUUCCCGAGGAAGAGGACGAGAAGUCUGGCAGUGAAUCGGAUGCAUGUUGUCCCAAAGUGGCCGUCGAUCAGCAGGAGUGCGGAGUGACUCCAGACAGCGAGAACCUGACGCUUUCCUCCUCUGGAGCCAUCGAUCAGUCGCCCUGCACCGGCACCCCUCUCUCCUCCACCAUCACCUCCCCUGAAGACCCGGUGAGCAGCAGCCUGGCCCAGUCAGUGAUGUCAAUGGCCUCGUCCCACUCGCAGCACUCUCACAUCAGCGCUGACACCAUGUCCUCCAUGUCAGGGUCCUACCUGGCCGGCGCUGAACCUGAGCCCGCUGGAGUCGGGGAGGGAGACGUGGAUGGAGAGGAGGACCGAGACGCUCCGAUGGAGAGCAGAGCUGCACCACACCAGGACGGGGAGUUUUCCAGGGAAUCAAAGGGAAACAAUUACUCUUUGGCUGUAGAGGAGCAGGAUUCAGAGGGAAAUGAUGUCACAGAAGAGGACUGCUCCUCUCCGUCAAACGGGAAAGGUGGGCGGAGCAGGUGUCCAGAGUUGGCCAAUAACAAUCAGGGCGUCGCCCACUGUGACACGCCCUCUUUGGGGUUGGAUAAUGAGCAGGCUCCAGACAGCCGAUUCGCCGAUUUUAUGUAUCUUGGGGGCUACAGGCCUGCUCUAGAUCCCCUCCCCCACCACUUCUCCACCAGCAACAUUAACCUGGAGGAGCAGGGGGCGGAGGACAGGGACGGCCAGAGUCCGAAACACCCCCGCCGCGGGCCGCUCAUCGUGUAACGGUCCAACCAAUCUAACAUCCCCCGACCCCCACACUUUAAAUCAGCUUUUCCACCUCCCGGCCCAUAGAGCUGUGUGUUGUGGGUACCGUCUUUGCCGAGCAGGGAAGCUUUUCCCCAUCUGUCUAAAGAUUGCCGUGACGAUCUGUUGCCGCCGCUGCUGCUGCUGUUGGACCCUGGGUCAAAUGGAGAGAGAAAGAAAGAGGAACCACCGUUACCAUACUUGGUGCACUUUCAUCUCAUUUUAUUUGUUUUAUCGUCUGUGACUAUUUCUGGGAAUGAUUCUCCCAUCCUGCUGUGUUAUUAUUUAUUACCUGUAGGUUUUAUGACGGCUCCGUAUUGUGUUAGUAUCUUUAGAAAUAUUUUAAUCCUCCUCUUCACCCUUUUUUUUCUUCCUUCCUACUGAUUUACCAGCCAAACAGUCAGGGGCUACUGUGAACGGCAAUCUGAUUUAUUACUACUAACUUCUUCCUCUGUGUAAAAAAACUGUUAUAAACGAGUGGUCGGACACUUUGACGCUAAACAUCAGCUCUCACCGGACUACCUUACUGAAGUAAAACAACACUGACCCCUUUCUUCGGAUCAGGGAGCUACACUCUCGACCUUUGCAUGCAGCUUUUUCACCUUUUCUCUCCGUUUCCGUCAUGCUUUGAAACUCCUGAAUGUAAAUUUAAAGGCAGUCGGACUUUUUCGACAGAUGAGCCAAGAAGCGGCGGCCAAAAUGACCUGGAAAGGAAAGAAAUGUGGAAUGUAGGACAACAAGAGUGGAGUUGGGGGGAAAAAAAGGGAAUAUAAGCGACACCAUAUAAUCUUCACUGAAGCUGGAAUCAAACCCUAAUUUCGGCGCACACAACCUUCCAUCCCAUUCUCUCCUUCUGCAGCUCUGUUAUGGCAUGUCAGUAUUAACCCAGUGCAGCAGCACGUACGUCCAAGCAAUAAAUCAACCCUGCACCUUCAUCUUUUCACCUCCUGCACUAAUUCUAAGACCGAAAUGUGUUUGCACUGUCCUAAUACACUUCAAACCUUCCAGUAUGUUCUAUGUAUUUAACCUUUGUUGUUGCCAUUUUGAACAGAAAACCUCCUAUGAUGUAGCAAGGACCCCCCCCCCCCCUUCCCCCAUGAUCCGUCCUGAUCCAGCAGCCUCCUCUCGUUUUUGAACCUCUUCAGUUGUUUUUAGUUUUGUAAAAAAACUUCGAUGUACAUCUCACCUGUUGUCGACGCUAAUCAUUUGUUUUGUUUCAGAACACUGUGCUGUUUCUUAGAAUGUGGAUGAAAUAUGUGAAAAUUUCGUAAAAAAGGUUUACAUAAUCAUGCAAACUUCAUGGAUAAAAAGAGGAUCAAUUUCUGCAAUUAAUGCACUACUAGCUGACUCCUAGAUGACACACUUUCUGGUGCAUGAGGUGAUGAUAGAAGUAAAGCAUGUUAGUCUAGGUCAGCCUGCACCCUCCUGUAGACUUGAUAAUGGACCACUGCACAACUCUGAAGCGGUACCAUGUCUCUCUGUAAUGUUAUAUUUCAAUUGUAGGCGCCCUAUUUCUAUUGGCCUGCUCAGGUCAAGACUUCUGCACUACUAUAACCGAGCUGCAAACAGUCAUGUGGUCACAGUCUGAAAGUGCAGACCGCUGCUUUCUGGCACCAAUCUCAGUAUGAAAUUAAAGUGAAAAUCACAAAACCCAACUUUUCUAGAGUGAACAUGAAAAAGACACUCAAACAAUAAAGAUUUUACAACUAAA